GCUUAUUAGAAAUGUAUUUUACAAUCGAGCUUCUACCUCAGAAAAUAAGAGUUUCAUUUACCGGUGAUGGGCUCGAGACGAUGGUAGCGGGACCGAGCUGAGGAAAUAGAAAAUACUAAGUUAAAUGGAUGUUGUAAAUAAGUGUUUUAUUUUCUCACCUACAAAUGAGUUCUGCUGUACGAAACAACACUUAAAGGCAUUUGAACGACGCCUGACAGAAGUUAUAGCAUGUCUACAACCGUCUACUAUUAGAUGGAGAAUUCUUCUUGCUGUAAUAUCAGUGUGUACAGCCAUAGGGGCAUGGCACUGGUUGACUGACCCACACACAUCAGCAGUGUCAUUCAUGCAGUCUCUCUGGAACCAUCCAUUCUUUGCUAUUGCCAGCAUUUGCCUAGUGGUGCUGUUUAUCCUGGGAGUUCACAAGCGGGUUAUAGCUCCAUCCAUCAUCACAGCCCGAACAAGAAUUGUGCUAGGGGACUUCAAUAUGUCAUGUGAUGACACAGGGAAACUGAUCCUCAAACCUCGACCUACGACCACUUAACAUUGACUUUAAAUAUCUCUCCAGUCAGUUAAACUCUCUGAUUGUUCGUGUCACAUCUUAAUUUGCUUAUUGCAAUGGUAGACUGUUAUGCAUGUUACCAAUACAUUAUUGUAAAUACUGUCUCCAACUUAAUAACAUAUACAAUAAAAAUUAAUGUAAGAAGAAGAAACUAUUGUCUUCAGCAUGUUACCUCUCCUGCUCUUUAUCAGGAGGGCAAGGUCAGACUCACUGCAUCAGCACUUUUUAGAGAAGAGGUGGCUUGCUCUUCUAUCAUCUGCCAGUUAUAUUUGAUAAACUCAACAAGCUGAACUCCUCUUCACGAUCCAAAUAAAACGCUCUUUCAGAUUCUUGACAAGGUUUCAGCAUUAAUAAAGAAUGUGAUGCUAUGGAAAAGCCUUUGUGAAGGUGAAAUGCUAGAAAUAUUUGUCCACAUGAGUGAAUAUUUUUUCUGCUUUAAUUGAUAUCAUUAUAAGGUGAUAUGCGUUUGCUUAACUUAACUUUCUCUUAUAUCACAAGAGUCCAAAGUUAUACCUAGGUCUGGGUUUUUAGAAGUCUUAUGUGUUUCCCUUUAACGUGCUCUGUGGAUGAAAUGUAUGAAAUGAAUACUGGGCGUCAGUGUCUGAUUAAGUUUAUCUCUGACACUAUUAAAAGGAUUUAAAUGAAAUCUGGUAUCAGUCUACACUGAAAGUUGUCAAGCAAAUUUUAUAAUGGUUUGUAUUGGUAAAAUAUAUUUUAUGUGAAACUCCAA
Cryptotermes secundus is the source of this 1289-nucleotide messenger RNA. RefSeq names its product nuclear envelope phosphatase-regulatory subunit 1 (gene Cnep1r2). Gene Ontology annotation, cellular component: Nem1-Spo7 phosphatase complex; cytoplasm. The record is from RefSeq and is a predicted model, not a curated record. The transcript is spliced from 4 exons. NCBI's taxonomy places the organism in Eukaryota, Metazoa, Arthropoda, Insecta, Blattodea, Kalotermitidae. Bases 125 to 541 code for a protein of 138 amino acids.